Hyalella azteca is the source of this 1364-nucleotide messenger RNA. Its product is annotated as trypsin-1. The record is from RefSeq and is a predicted model, not a curated record. The coding region runs from base 462 to 1361 and encodes 299 amino acids. Gene Ontology annotation, molecular function: serine-type endopeptidase activity. NCBI's taxonomy places the organism in Eukaryota, Metazoa, Arthropoda, Malacostraca, Amphipoda, Hyalellidae. Gene Ontology annotation, biological process: proteolysis. The transcript is spliced from 7 exons.
ACAAAUUUUGUGACACUGCCUAGUGCUGGCGCAAGCCAAUUUACUGAUGUCAUUUGAAACAAAGAGAUAAGACUAUAAAAUAUAUUGAUCUUAUCGGAAUAAAUCCUGGAAAUUAAGUUUUCUGCUAUAUUUAGCUCGGCCAGAAUCUUCACGAUUCGAAAAUCUUCGCUCACACCGCUCGAAAAAAUAAUUUCCAAUUGUCGUAUUUUCUUCGCUCCUCGUGGACUUUUGGCCUGUGCUGUAAUUAAUUUUUAAAAAACGUUUCUGUUCUGAAUGAUUACAUUUGCUUUGCUUGUAAUAAAAUGCCACUUGAAGAAAUGUUGUCACCUGAGAGAUACAAUAAGGAGGUGCAGAGAGCUUCGAGCUGUUAAUUUCACGCUCACAAAAUGACGCGCUCGCGGAAAAAGAAUACCUUCUUGUCAUACCUUGGCCAUAAACUUCGAAAUUAAUUUGUAUCGAAAAUGAUCUCCAAGUACUUCUUGGUGAUCACGGCGGUAGUACUAGGAAAUUUUGUUCACGGUGCGAUGAGGUUCGACCGUUUACCAGGCAGGCACAGGCUUGAGGGAGCCAAGCGAUGCGCUUGCUCUUGUGGCCUGAUGAACCGUCGCCGGGAGAGGCUGGUGGGCGGAGAGUACGCUGAGUUCAACGAGUACCCGUGGGUGGUGGCACUGCUGCUUAAAGGCCACUACUACUGUGGUGGCACUCUCAUUAGUGACAGAUAUGUGCUCACUGCAGGGCACUGCGUCAGAGGAGUCAACGUGAAGAGCCUAAAAGUGAUGGUGGGCGAACACAUGCGCAGCUUCCCCAUCGAGACCCGCAGUAAAGCCUACCAAGCGGUGCACUACGUUGUGCAUCCUAACUUCAACCACAGCAACUUCGAGAGCGACAUUGCCUUAGUCAAGUUAUCGGACAAAGUUCCUUACAAGUGGUAUGCAAGGCCGGCUUGUCUACCUCUACCAAAACGCGAUUACGUGGGCCAGUUGGGACUGGUCGCUGGCUGGGGACGGACGACCGAGAAGGGGGAGCCGUCAGAUCUGCUGAAGGAGAUCCUCGUACCGAUAUUUUCUAACGCAGGAUGCCGGCAGCUGCGCUACAGCGACCACGAGAUCUCCGACAACAUGAUGUGUGCAGGCUUCACCAAGGGCGGCACCGACUCCUGUCAUGGAGACAGUGGAGGGCCUCUCAUGAUACGAGGCAAGGAUAAAAAAGUCACUGUCAUUGGACUAGUGUCAUGGGGCGAGGGCUGCGGCAGACAAGGCUUCCCCGGCGUGUACACUCGCGUCGAAAAAUUCUUGCCGUGGAUUGAGGAGAACACGCGCGACAGUUGCUACUGCGGUAGCCGUACUGGUCGCGGGUUAUGAUGC